CUGCGGCUCAAAUUUUCGUUUCUCUUUCUCUGUGUGUUUUCCCAUUUCGGAUCGAACGCUUCGUGGAAAAGUGAGUGCGCGUUGUCUGAAUUUCCCGCCGCGUUUUUCGUCGAUUUUCGCGUGUGUGCGGACAACAACUCCUCAGCAGCAACAACAACAGUCCCAAACUAUUGGAUAAAACACAGAAAAUAUACUAAAUUUGAGUUGUUCUUCUUCGUUUUUCGGAUACCCGUUCAAAGUUUCGAGUGCAAUAAAUAACAAAUUCUACAUCAUCGAACGCAUAAAAACAUUUACCAACGCAAUGGAGCGUUGCAACAACAACAGCAACUGCGAAUUGGAAUAAGAAGUCCGGCAAAAAUCGCAGAACUUGUUUUUGCAAAGUGAUUUGGAAGUGCCACCCAACGAUAAGCAAAAACAGCACAAACAUCUAUAGAAAAUAUAUUCAAAAUAUAGUCACAAAAUGAGGCGAAAAACUGCCAUGAAAGGGACGGCAAUGGUCAGAAGCAGCAGUGCGAGGAGAGCAGCAACAAAUAUCUGCAACUUUUUUCUCAUCGCACUCGUAGCUCUGAGUUCCACGAUUCUGGCCGAUGAAUCUAUUGACACACGUGAGAACGCCGACUUAACCCUCAAGUGCCGGUUUAACGACAAGUAUGAGGCGAAUGACUUCACCUAUUUCUGGACCCGCUGGACAGCGAAUCCCGCCCAAUUCGAUAACGUAGCCAUCGGAGAAGUGCAGUUGAGUUCCGGCUAUAGACUCGACUUCCAGCCGGAGCGCGGCAUUUACGAUCUGCAGAUCAAGAACGUGUCCUACAACCGCGAUAAUGGCCGCUUCGAGUGCCGCAUCAAGACCAAGGGAACGGGCGCGGAUGUCCAUCAGGAGUUCCACAACCUCACGGUGCUCACACCACCUCAUCCACCCGUGAUCUCGCCGGGAAACAUUGCCGUGGCCACCGAGGAUAAGCCCAUGGAGCUCACAUGCAGCAGCAUCGGCGGUUCCCCCGAUCCCACCAUAACUUGGUAUCGCGAGGGCUCCAAUUCUCCGCUGCCAGCGACGGUGCUGAAGGGCGGAACCAAGGAUCAGCCCACCAAUGCCACACUGUCCAUAAUUCCGCGCCGGGAGGAUGACGGUGCCAAGUACAAGUGUGUAGUCAGGAAUCGAGCCAUGAACGAGGGCAAACGAUUGGAGGCCACGGCCACUUUGAAUGUAAACUAUUACCCCCGAGUCGAGGUUGGACCCGAGAAUCCUUUGCGGGUGGAACGUGACCGGACUGCCAAGUUGGAGUGUAACGUGGAUGCCAAGCCGAAGGUUCCCAAUGUCCGUUGGAAUCGCAAUGGUCGGUUCAUCAGCUCCUCAUUAGUUCACACGAUCCAUCGAGUGAGUGUUCAAGAUGCCGGCAAGUACACCUGCAUUGCGGACAACGGUCUUGGUAAGACCGGAGAACAGGAGCUCAUCCUGGACAUCCUGUACCCACCCAUGGUGGUCAUAGAGUCCAAGACACGGGAGGCCGAAGAGGGCGAUACGGUGACCAUUCGCUGCAAUGUCACAGCCAAUCCUGCGCCCGUCACCAUUGAAUGGCUCAAGGAGAACAGUCCCGACUUUCGCUAUAACGGCGAUGUGCUGACCCUCACCUCCGUGCGAGCCGAUCAUGCCGGAAACUACAUCUGCCGAGCCGUGAACAUAAUGCAGAGCCAGGGAAUGGAGCGCAGUGAACGAGUGGGCAACUCCACGGUGGCCCUGCUAGUUCGCCAUCGACCAGGACAGGCCUACAUAACGCCCAACAAGCCGGUGGUGCAUGUGGGCAAUGGGGUUACCCUGACCUGCUCCGCCAAUCCGCCCGGCUGGCCAGUGCCCCAGUACAGGUGGUUCAGGGACAUGGAUGGAGAGUUCUCCAGCACGCAGAAAAUCCUGGCGCAAGGCCCUCAGUACUCGAUACCCAAAGCUCACUUGGGUAACGAGGGCAAAUACCAUUGCCAUGCUGUGAACGAACUGGGCAUCGGAAUGAUGGCCACCAUUGUCCUGGAGAUCCACCAGCCGCCGCAGUUCCUGGCCAAGCUGCAGCAGCAUAUGACCCGAAGAGUGGCCGAUACGGAUUAUACGGUCACCUGCAGCGCCAAGGGAAAGCCAGCACCCAGUGUUAAGUGGCUGAAGGACGCAGUGGAAAUCCUGCCCGAGGAGAAUCUGUACGAGGUACAGACCAAUCCCGAUCAGGGACUCAACGGCAUGGUCACGGUGCAGAGCCAACUUAAGUUCCGCGGAAAGGCCAGACCGAAUGGCAACGCGUUAGUGCCCGGGGAUCGUGGCUUGUACACCUGCUUGUACCAGAACGAAGUCAACUCGGCCAACUCGUCCAUGCAGCUGAGGAUCGAGCACGAGCCCAUUGUACUGCAUCAAUAUAACAAGGUGGCCUUCGAUAUCAGGGAGACCGCCGAGGUGGUUUGCAAGGUUCAGGCCUAUCCCAAACCCGAAUUCCAAUGGCAGUUUGGCAACAAUCCAUCGCCGCUGACCAUGUCCUCGGAUGGGCACUACGAGAUUAGUACCACCACCGAUAACAAUGACAUCUAUACGUCCGUGCUCAAGAUUAACUCGCUGACUCAUUCGGAUUACGGAGAAUACACCUGCCGGGUGGCCAACACCCUGGACACGAUUCGAGCGCCCAUUAGACUGCAGCAGAAAGGACCCCCGGAGAAACCCACAAACUUGAGAGCCACCGCGGUGGGUCACAAUUUCGUAUCACUGAGCUGGGAUCCCGGAUUCGAUGGUGGUCUGAGCAAGACCAAAUUCUUUGUUAGCUAUCGCCGUGUGGCCAUGCCCAGGGAAGAGCAAUUGAUACCGGAUUGCGCCACUUUGGCCAACUCGAAUUCAGCUUGGGUGGAAGUCGAUUGCCAGCAGGACAUUCCCUGCAAGGUAACAGCCCUGGAGCAGCACCAGAGUUAUGCCUUCAAGGUCAAGGCGCUGAAUCCCAAGAGCGAUUCACCGUACUCCAGUGAAAUCAUGGUGACGACAAAGGUCAGCAGAAUUCCGCCACCAUUGCAGGUGACCUAUGAGCCCAGUACUCGAACUGUCGGCAUCGAUGUGGGGGCCACGUGCUUGAAUCUGGUGGCCAUUGUGGAGACCAUGGUGAAUGCGGACUCGCCGAUGGCCGCCUGGGAGGUGGUGACCACCAUGGAUAACCUGCAGCUGUCCGGCAACGGACCCACCCACAAGGAGAAGAUCAUCGACAGAAUAAUUGGAACGCGGCGAGUCGGAGGAGGACGCGCUCUGGGCCACACCAUCAGCCAGGACGAGGAAGGCAAUGGUCUGAACUCGCUGGCCCUCGAGGACGAAAACAGUCCCACUGUGCGGGUCAAACUGUGCCUGAGGACCAAUCCCGACCACUGCGGCGAUUACACAGACGCAGAAAUUGGCAGGCCGUACAUAGCGGAGGCUAGUGCCCUGGCCACGCCCACUCUCAUCGCGAUAAUCGUGUCCUGCGUGGUCUUUGCCCUCUUCGCCGGCCUAAUCCUGAUGUUCUGCCGCUGCAAGCGCAAUCAAUCGAAGAAGAGCGCCGCCGCCAAGGACUACGAGAUGGACUCGGUGCGUCCUUCGAUUGUGGCCGCCCAGCAGAACCAGGCCCCACCCCCCUAUUACCCCGCCUCCGGGCUGGACAACAAGGCACUGGAACACUCAAUGGAUCUCGCCCUCAGCAUGGAGGAUCAGAAGACGGCACUGUACGCCACCCAGAACGGAUACAGCUAUCACCCGGGCAGUGGGGUGGUGGGCGUUGGCAUGGGCGGCGGCGUGGUGGGCGUGGGCGUGGGCGGAAGCGUGGUCAGCGGAAUGGGCGGCGGAGUGGGCGGAAUCGGAGGCAGUGGCGUUGGCGUCAAUGGGAUACCUGGACUCAGUGCACACACGAUGCCCGGAAAUGAAUGGGUCAACAUGGGCUACAUGGAGAACAACUAUUCGAACUCGAACAACGGCGGCAGUGUCAACUCGCAGGACUCUCUGUGGCAGGUGAAGAUGUCAGCUGCGGCGGUGGGCAACCAGCAGGGCAUGGUGCAGGCCCCAAUGAAUCAGUAUGUGGAGCAGCAGCCCGCCUACGGAUACGAUCCGUUGACCCAUGGCGGCUACGGGGCGGUGGACGACUACGCCCCCUACCCACACCUCACGGCCACGCCCAGCCAGGUGGGCGACGAGUACCACAACUUGCGCAACAGCCAGAAUCCGUCCCGGCAGGACUACUGCAGCGAUCCCUAUGCAUCCGUGCAGAAGCCCAAAAAGCGAGUCGAUCAGCAUUUAGAUUCACCAUAUCACGACGUAAGCGGUCUGCCCAAUCCCUACAACAUGGAGCAUUUGGAACAGGACGAGGUCCUUCCCCCGCAGCAGCACAUGUCCUUGAGCUACGACGACAGCUUCGAGGGCGAAUAUUCGACAACGCCGAAUGCCAGAAAUCGUCGCGUCAUACGCGAGAUUAUUGUCUAGAAGAAUCUAGUUGGGAAAUCGCAAACAACUAAAAAUCAGCACUCAAAUAUUUUCCACACACACACACGCUAAAUUCCAUGAUCAUCGACUCUAAACCCAUUCUAAUUAUCAUUUUAACUUCCUGCUCGACUGCCAGCAGCAGAUCUUUUGAAAAGUGGCCAUUUUGAAUACUUUUUAAUAUAUUACUUCGAUGUAAGCUUAGUUUGAGGGAUACGACGAACGUGUGUUGAGUUUUAUUGGCAACGAAACGAAUACCAUAUACCAUAGGAUUAGAGUUCCGAUCUAUCAUUGCUCUAGUUCAGCACUUUGUUGACAUAAUACACUGAGAGAAAUACAAACCGAAAUACACACACGGAUUAAAACCAUCACUGGACAAGCACUAAAUGUUACGAUUUACCAGGUAGCAUAGGGCUAAGUAGUAGUUAAUAUUAAUGGUCAAAUAGGUCCCAGUUGCAACAAACGAACUUUAAAUUGUAAGGCGAAAUUUCAGAGGGCAGGCGAUCGAAAACAAAAUCUCACUUUUCACCUAGGCCUAGGCUAAUUAACUCGUAAGUGAUUCUUGUUGGUUCUGUGCAAUAUUACCAGCACAGAUCGACAAAAGAUAAAAUAUAUACAUAAACAGUACGACCUGCCACAAAAAAAAUCAAGAAAAUAUAUAAAAAAAUCGAAACAAAAGGAAACAAAACUUACCUUAUCUUAAUUUUAAACUUUUAAAUAAAUACGAAAAAAAAGAAAAACGUUGCUUUAAGUAAGAUAUAAAAUAAAAACAAAAAAAAGUACAGAAAACUUAAAAAAAAAAUUAUUGAAAAUAAUUGAAAAAUAAUAAGAUACAAAGUAAAACAAAAAGAAACCAACUCCUCCAUUCUGAAAACUUUAAUUUAAUUUACAAAAUUUACCAACUAACUAAACUAUUUGUUCUGUUUUCCAUUUGUUCAAACUUUGUGUUGAAAUUCAAAAUUUUACUUGUAAUUAUCGUUAGCUCAACUAGAAAAGGAUUGGUUAAGUUAAUAUAAAUGUUUUGUUUGUGCAUUACGUUGUGUUUUUAACCCUUAUCAUGUGUUUUGCAACUUUUUGACAAUGGCACAGACACAAAGUGAGAAGAUCGAGAGAAAAACAUUUUAUGUAGCUAAGAUUUAAAUGUAAAUACAUGUGUAAUUGUAUAUAUUUACUUGACUUGCAAAGUAAAUAAGCAGCAGCGGCAACUUAAAUUAAAUUGUAGUUAAUUUUAAACAAUUUUGAAAUGAAUUUAAUUAGUAAGCAAGUGUUUAAGAGCAAAUGCCACAAAAUAAAGCGAAAAAACGAAUUAAGAA
Molecule: messenger RNA, 5769 nt
Organism: Drosophila erecta
Lineage: Eukaryota; Metazoa; Arthropoda; Insecta; Diptera; Drosophilidae
Gene: ed
Product: Down syndrome cell adhesion molecule-like protein Dscam2
Exons: 9
Coding region: 461-4459 (1332 amino acids)
Biological process (GO): cell-cell adhesion
Cellular component (GO): cell-cell junction
Molecular function (GO): cell adhesion molecule binding
Source: RefSeq, a predicted model, not a curated record